AUGGUAAUGAAGAUACAACGACUAAAAAGGUGUAGGGGCAUUUUUUUAAAAUUGACCGCGUGUAGUCUUGGAAUCUGCGCCAUUGUGUUGACCUUCGUGCAGCCUUCUCCCCUUUUCUCGAUAAAGCACAACUGGAAUGCUGAUGAGGACCCCAAAAUAACCAAUACAUCCACUCCCUUGACUGACACAACAACUACACCGCAGACAUCCCUCUUGCCCCAAGGUGUUCUACAAAAGUGGUCAGAGCGUGAUUUUCUGGUUGUCUUUGGCAUCCCGUCGGUGGAUAUCACUGCAAGGCGGAGGCGCCGUUAUCUGCAGCGCUCGACUUGCUGGCGGUUCCCCGGUGUGGCGACGAAGUUCAACAACUUCACCGGUGCGAUGCUGGUGCUGUACGUGUUCGGACGGCACCCGUCGCACAACUUCACGUACUCGGCGGCACUGAAAGCGGAGGCAGCGGAGUGGCACGAUGUGAUUGCGAUACCGAUGAAUGAGGGGCGUACUACGGCCAAUAAGUUGAUCGGAUCACAUAGCAGUUGGGGAAAUGAGGCUGAGGUUGGAAUGAGCCGCAAGACAUUUCUGUGGUUUGAGCUGGCGCUGCGUCUGUUCCCCAAUGCGAGCUACAUUGCGAAGGGUGACGACGACAUGUUCCUGCGCGUGCCGCAGUACCUCGCUGACCUGCGGAGGUUGCCGCGGCGAAAGCUGUAUUGGGGUGCGUUUUUUUCUGCGAAGAGUAGAGGAGCCAGUGUCUCUGUGUGGUUCCGUUUUGCUUUGGGGCCGUGCUACACUCUAUCGAGAGAUGUGGUGGAGUCGCUCAUUUCGUACAAGCCACUGCAGCGUCUUGCCCACUUGCCGUACAGCUCAGUUCGGGUACCAGAGUAUGUUCUGCAUGGUAUGGGUAAUGAGGAUGUCAUGGUUGGUUUUAUACUGGCAAUAACACGGGACAGAAAACUUAUUUUGGCAAUGGAGAGCCGAUGCUCAUUUCAUGAUGUUCACGAAGGUCUCCGUACCAGCUCCGUUGGAUCGCGUUCUGUCAUGGUGCAUCGCCUGUGGGAAAGUGAAUACGAGGAGUUGAUGCUGCGUUUCGGCAGUGACAUGGGAGCCUCACCGAGGCGGUGGAAGCGGAUCAGCAGACAUCGCAUAGGAGUGCCCUGCACAUAA
This is a messenger RNA of Trypanosoma grayi, 1158 nucleotides long. RefSeq names its product putative UDP-Gal or UDP-GlcNAc-dependent glycosyltransferase. Gene Ontology annotation, cellular component: membrane. The transcript has a single exon. The coding region runs from base 1 to 1158 and encodes 385 amino acids. Gene Ontology annotation, molecular function: hexosyltransferase activity. Lineage: Eukaryota; Euglenozoa; Kinetoplastea; Trypanosomatida; Trypanosomatidae. The record is from RefSeq and is a predicted model, not a curated record.